UGAAUAUUUAUAAAAGCCGAUGAUCCACUUGAAUUCGGUCUCAGUCAUACAUUUAAACGGAUCAGAGAAGUGUUAUAAAGAAACGAACGAUACGUUUUAUUCUCUUCAAGCGCGAACUUGAGUAAGGACAGGCGAUGAAGCGAGUGUACGUAAUCGCCUCGUUGGCACUUUGGACCGUGGUCAACGCAAACUACGAGUGGCAUCUAAAAUGUCCUGUUACACAAUGCAAAUGUCCAGAAAAAUAUGCGACUAAUCUGCCCCAUGAGACAGACUGCACAAAGUUCUAUAAAUGCGAUUGGUGUAGACCAGUAUUGCAGAACUGUUCUCUUUCCGGGAUUCCGGGAUAUGAGAGACUACAUUAUAAUAGACGCUUACAAGUUUGCGAUUGGCCGUGGCAGGCUGGUUGCGAAAGUUGUACGAAGCCCGAGGUUGAUAAGUGCUCAUAUGAGAACGAGAAGAUAUCCAAUCCAAAAGACGACUGCAAUACAUAUUUCGAAUGCAAAAAUGGUAAACCAAGAUUGUGUCGAUGUGAUCCGGGUACAUGCUUCAGCCGCACGUGUCAGGCUUGUGUGGAGGAUCGAGCGGGUGGGAAUUGCGGACCUCCUACUACUCCUGGUCCUUGGCCUUGCAAAAAGGGCGAACGAAAGUGUCACGAUUGUAACUGCCGUUCGUACUAUGAAUGUAAACAGAUAGAAGGGGAUGCAACUGGUUGGUUUUUACAGUACUGUGAAGGCGGUCUUUAUUAUAAUCCCGAUAUUCAGGAAUGCGACGACGCGAACAAUGCUCGGCCAAUAUGCGAGGCAAAAUGUUUGCAUAAAGAUGAUUCAUAAAGCAUACAUAUGUUCUGCUCCUAUGUUUCGCGCGAUGGAUUUAGCCGACGAGAUUAAAUCGAAGAGAAAUUGCUGCAUCCUCGAUACUGAGGUAACAAAUCACUGUAUCAAAUAAAAUAUCUCGCGUAAAAAUGAGAGUUUCAACUGA
This is a messenger RNA of Camponotus floridanus (Florida carpenter ant), 978 nucleotides long. RefSeq names its product peritrophin-1. Gene Ontology annotation, cellular component: extracellular region. The record is from RefSeq and is a predicted model, not a curated record. The coding region runs from base 135 to 830 and encodes 231 amino acids. NCBI's taxonomy places the organism in Eukaryota, Metazoa, Arthropoda, Insecta, Hymenoptera, Formicidae. The transcript is spliced from 2 exons. Gene Ontology annotation, molecular function: chitin binding.